Messenger RNA from Camellia sinensis, 3241 nucleotides. Its product is annotated as sugar transporter ERD6-like 7. Gene Ontology annotation, biological process: carbohydrate transport; transmembrane transport. Lineage: Eukaryota; Viridiplantae; Streptophyta; Magnoliopsida; Ericales; Theaceae. The record is from RefSeq and is a predicted model, not a curated record. Gene Ontology annotation, molecular function: sugar transmembrane transporter activity. Gene Ontology annotation, cellular component: membrane.
AAAAGGAUAAUUUUAAAAAAUCAACUUUUUUCAAAUGCAAUAAUUGUACUAUCAAAAAAAGUUAAAUUCCCCAAAAUGGACCAUUAUUUUGGGACGGAAGGAAUAAUAUUUAUUUGUUAUUGUCUUCCUACAUAGUGGUACCUUGAUUUAUCUUUGUAAAACAACCUAUUCUAAAAAUGGUCGAGAGAAACACUCUUGCAUCAAAAGUUGAAAUUGUUCUUAACAUCAAAGUCAUCUUCAGUCAACUCUUCCGCAAUAAUAGAGUUAAGAAAGCGAAUUCUUUUUCUUCUUCUUUUUCUUCUUCUUCUUCUUCUUCUUCUUCAUUUAAGUUUAAGUUUUUCUCAAGAUCAAAGCCAUCUUCAAUCAACCCUUCAAAUUCUACUAAAAUAGAUCUGGGUAUCCUAAUUGUGUUUCUUUAAUUUCCGCAUACAUGAAAACUAUCAUAAUUCUAAAUGUAUCUUGUAUUCGUAUCCGAUUUUCUAAUGAAUACACAAAUAGAUGGCUCCAUUUUAAAAAUAACUUUGGGCCCACAUGCAUUUCACAUCUGCUUCAUAGAUACAACAAAACUGUAUUUGAAAAUCUUUUGCAAUUAUUCUUUAAUGAAUUAAACAAAAGAUUGGAUGAACACUUUGAAUUUUCCAAUUUAUGGCAUCUUCCAGCUAGGUAUUGCACAUAAUCAUGUGCAUAAUAUAAUAUAACAACAUGAUGUUUGUCAAUAAGUUGUGGAUCUGAUGGAGCAAAUGACUCACAUACACAUAUGAUUGGAUAUAUACAUACACAUAUCUAUACUAGCGAUUGUGCACAUACGAUGCAUGAAGUGACUGUCAUCAUAUUCGAACCCACAAGUGUAAGGGUAAUAAAGGAGCCGAACAAUUAACUGUUCAAGUUUGGUUUGAAAAUUUUAACAAGUUUCAAAAUUUGUUUAAGCUUGAUUUGUUAAACUUUCAAGCCGCUCUCAAAUAAGUUUUUGUCAAGCCGAGCUCAAGUAAUUUGGUAUUUUUUUUAUAUAGUUUUAGGUUUAUCGAACUGUUUAUGUUUGGUUUGAAAACUUUAAUGCCUUUCAAAAUGUACUCAAGAUUAGCUUAUUUACUUAAUGAACCGAGUUCAAACAAGAUUUUAAUGAGUCGAACUCGAACUGUUUGGUCUGUUUAUCAUUCCUAUUCACAAGUUCAAGGUUGAGGAACCGAGUGUUAACCACUGACAGAGUAAUUACAAGUUCACUACGAAUUUUGUUAUCUAAUUUUCUUUCUCAUGAAAAAAAGCGGUAUAUGUGUUUUGUUUUCUGUUUUGUGUUUUCAUUUCGAAAAACACAUAAAGAUUAUUGGAUGAAUUAUUUUCAAAAACUGUUUGGUUGUGUUUUCACUCUUGUUCUUGAAUUACAUUCACCAAAAUACUUCAUCAGCUCAAAAAAAAAUUUAAAAUUUAAAAUUUAAAAAAAAAAAUUAAAAAAACAUAGCAUAACAAGACAAAACAAGAAGGUGUUAUAAUGCGUCACUCAAGAUUUAUACAUAUUUAUACAUAAAAAACACAUGGCAGCAUAGAGUCUAGUUGUAAGAGGUGUAACCCCGAGUGGGACCCAUAUAUAAAUAACAUAUAGCCAAUUUGGCCAACUUACUUGAAUGAAGCCAUUUUAAAAACAGUACUUAUUUUUAUUUUUAUUUUUAUUUUUGUGAACAAGUUUUAGCCCUCGCAGUCUUUCACAUGAAUUUUCUUGGUCUUCUUAUCAUAUAUUAUAAGCAGAGUUUUCUUCUAUAAGCACACACAUAUAUCCAGCCACAGAAGAGAUAAACAUACCUGCAAAUAGGAAAGAUGGUAACCAAAAAGGAUGAAGAGCGAAGCCAGGGCAGCUUGCAAGAAGAGAAUAGAGAGCCACUUCUACAAGAUCAAGAGAAGACUUCAGCUGUUAGAAAAGAUAGGCAUGAAUGGAUGGUUUACUUCAGCACCUUCGUUGCCUCAUGUGGUUCUUAUUCACUUGGAACAUGUGUGGGCUAUUCAUCGCCUGUUCAAUCUGCCAUCACAGAAGAUCUCAAUCUAUCGAUAGCAGAGUACUCAUUGUUUGGCUCCAUACUGACUUUCGGAGCGAUGGCUGGUGCAAUUACAAGUGGGCCCAUUGCUGAUUUCAUUGGUCGCAAAGGGGCAAUGAGAACGUCAAGCGCUUUCUGUGUUGCUGGCUGGCUAGCCAUUUACUUUGCUAAGGGGUCUUUAGCUCUGGACAUUGGAAGAGUAGCAACAGGAUAUGGAAUGGGAGUCUUUUCCUAUGUGGUACCUGUAUUUAUAGCUGAAAUAGCACCCAAGAAUCUGCGAGGAGCAUUGACUACCCUAAAUCAGCUCAUGAUUGUAUGUGGUGUCUCUGUUUCCUUCAUUAUUGGGACAGUGCUGUCGUGGAGAGCUUUAGCAUUAACAGGACUAAUUCCAUGUGCCAUUCUGAUUUUUGGUCUCUUUUUCAUCCCAGAGUCUCCGAGAUGGUUGGCAAAGGUGGGGCAACGAAAAGAGUUUGAAGCUGCAUUACAGAAACUGCGGGGCAAGGAUGCUGAUACAUCUCAGGAGGCAGCUGAAAUCCAAGAUUAUAUAGAAACUCUUCAACAGUUUCCAAAAGCCAAACUACUGGAUUUGUUUCAAACAAGAUACUUGUUCUCAGUCAUUAUUGCAGUUGGACUGAUGGUCUGUCAACAAUUAGGGGGAAUCAAUGGAGUCUGUUUUUAUAACACCAGUAUUUUCGAGUCAGCAGGAUUUCCUUCCAAUGUUGGAACUAUAAUCUACGCAUGCCUUCAGGUAGUUAUUACUGCACUAGGUGCAACCUUAAUAGACAAAGCUGGAAGAAAACCCCUGAUACUGGUUUCUGCAUCGGGAUUGGUCCUAGGUAGUGUACUUACGGCUAUUGCAUUCUAUCUAAAGACCUAUGAAAUAGCACCGGAGGCAUCACCCAUAUUUGCUGUAACUGGCAUACUGGUAUACAUAGGAUCAUUUUCAAUAGGAAUGGGGGCCGUUCCUUGGAUUAUAAUGUCUGAGAUAUUCCCUAUAAAUGUUAAAGGAAUUGCUGGAAGCCUAACAACAUUGGUGACUUGGAUCAUGGCAUGGUUAGCAUCCUACACUUUCAAUUAUCUCAUGAGCUGGAGCUCUUACGGUACUUUCAUUCUUUAUGGUGCGGUCAACGCAAUAGCAAUUGUGUUCGUGGUUAAGGUGGUUCCUGAAACAAAAGGGAGAACUUUGGAACAAAUACAGGCUGCCAUCAAUGGUUGAG